AUGCCCAUCAUUAUCGAAUUGGAUGUCAUGCUCGCCCGCCGGAAAAUGCGGUCCAAGGAACUCGCGGAACGCAUCGGUAUCACAGAGCAGAAUGUCUCCCUUUUGAAAUCCGGCAAGGUCAAGGGUGUCCGGUUCGACACGCUCGAAAAGAUUUGCGAAGUGCUGGACUGCCAGCCGGGCGAUAUCCUGAUCUAUGAGAAACCGGAAACCUGA
Molecule: messenger RNA, 213 nt
Organism: Effrenium voratum
Lineage: Eukaryota; Dinophyceae; Suessiales; Symbiodiniaceae
Source: the annotation of a GenBank genome assembly